Messenger RNA from Durusdinium trenchii, 1845 nucleotides. The record is from the annotation of a GenBank genome assembly. NCBI's taxonomy places the organism in Eukaryota, Dinophyceae, Suessiales, Symbiodiniaceae.
UUUCCCACCUGGUGUUGGACGUUUCCGACGACCGCCAUGGUGUUGGACGGAUGUCUAGCGGGAACCUCCCUGGGUGGCUUGCUGGGCCUCCUACUGAAGGGAAAGCCAGAGAAUGAAGCAGCGAGUCCAGGCACCGUGGCGAGCGCGAAUCCCAGCCCUGCACAGAGCCGGCGUGGUACGAAGCAGCUGCCGGAGAAACUCCAAAACAGGAGCUCCUUACAUCCUUUCAAGAUGCACGUCGAGUCGAUGACUGCCAAGACGGUCGAAGUGAAAUCGGACACGCCACUGGAUGCAGCGCCCGCACUGCCUGCGCGGGCACAGACCGCACCGCUGGAUGCUGCUGCAGAACAAGCGGCGGAGGCCGUGUUGGAGGCAGCAGUGUCGGCGCAACCCAGGUCUUUUCACCGGAGGGUCUCAGGGAAGUUCACGAUGAAUGAGAACAAGGUUGUGGAGCAGAAAGUGGUGCUGGCGAUGGUGGGCCUACCUGCACGUGGAAAGUCCUACAUCUCCAAAGCCAUCGUACGUUAUUUGAAUUUCUGCGGCUGCCCCACACGGCUCUUUAAUGCUGGCAACUUACGGCGCGAGAGCGGGAAGAGCGGGGUGAAGGCCAACUUCUUUGACAACAGUAACGCCGAUGCAAAGAGGAUGCGGGAUGAAAUGGCCAUGGAAUGCCUCGACCAAGUCCUCGACUUCCUGGAAGCUUGUGGUCGCGCAACAGCGGUGGGGAUCCUGGAUGCCACGAACACCACACUGGAACGACGGCAGAAGGUCAAGGAGAAGGUUCGUGGUCGGCCAGGUGUUCGUUUGAUUUUCUUGGAGUCGUUGUGUGAUGACGAGGAGAUAUUGGAGAGCAAUUAUGAGCUCAAGCUCAACAACGACGACUAUAAGGGGAUGAACGCGGAAAAUGCGCUGAAGGAUUUCAAGCACCGGGUUCAGCAAUAUGCAGAGGUCUAUGAGCCUGUCCAGGAUGAUGAGUGUGACAGCAGAUGCGGCUACAUCAAGCUGAUAAAUGCCGGAGAGAAGCUGAUUUGUUACCGUUGCCGGUCCAAAGAUGACGAGUACGGCGUGGUCAGGUACAUCUUCGGCCUGAUGGGGAGCAUCAACCUCGGCAAGCGCUGCAUCAUGAUUGCCAUGGUCGGAGAGACCGAGCACGACAGGCAAGGCCUCUUGGGCGGCGAUUCCGAGCUCACUGAAGCAGGUAAGCAGCAUGCAGCAGCCAUCGCUGGACUGGUGGCAGAGUGCGAGCGGCAGGCCAAAAAGCCUGUGCUGGUGAUGUGUGGCACCUUAGCGCGGCACUUGCAAACCGUGGAAGCCUUGAAGGGUGUGAAUGGCUGCAGCAGCAAUGACUGCAGAACUGUCUUAAAGCUGGCGCGACUCAAUGAACUCUGUGCCGGGCUCCUGGAUAGCCUCUCCUAUAAGGACGAGACUGGCAGGAGUGGCAAGAACGAGCACUGGACAAGCUGAACUACAGAUAUCCAGGGGUUGGCGGAGAGAGCUACCAGGACGUUGUCUUCCGGCUCACCUACUUAGUGCUGCGGCUUGAACAGUUCAUGGGCAACGUCCUUUUGAUUUGCGACAAGGCGGUCUGCCGGGUCUUGCUCGCCUACUUUCGGGGCGUUCCCAUGGAGGAGAUGCCUUACUUGGAAGUCCCCCGCUGUGUGAUCACCUUUGAGCGAUCCCAUUUCGGCUUCAAGGAGGACCGGAUCGAGUUGUCCGACAUGAAAGCUGCAGUGGUUGCAUCUGAAAUCACGAGUGCUGGGUGAGAGAGAUUGAGGGUCCGUGUCACUCGAGAUCAGGGGGGAAACCCAGAGAAGGCGAGCCACAAGCAGACCUUGGGGAGGAGGA